Molecule: messenger RNA, 1014 nt
Organism: Ichthyophthirius multifiliis
Lineage: Eukaryota; Ciliophora; Oligohymenophorea; Hymenostomatida
Product: phosphatidylinositol- -trisphosphate 3-phosphatase, putative
Exons: 5
Biological process (GO): dephosphorylation
Cellular component (GO): cytosol
Molecular function (GO): protein tyrosine/serine/threonine phosphatase activity; phosphatidylinositol-3,4,5-trisphosphate 3-phosphatase activity
Source: RefSeq, a predicted model, not a curated record
AUGGAUUAUUUCAGAGAAAUGGUAUCAGGUCCAAAAAAAAGAUUUUAAUAAGAUGGGUAUAAUUUAGAUUUAACAUAUAUAUGUGAAAGAAUAAUAGCGAUGUCAUUUCCUGCUUCAGGGAUAGAAACCUUAUAUAGAAACGAUAUAUAAUCAGUAUAUUUUAUAAAAUAAAAAUAAAAAUAAUUAUUAAAGGUUGUAGAGUUAAUAAAAAAAAAUCAUUAAUCUAAUUUUUUAAUAGUAAAUUUAUCUGGAAGAAAAUACGAUUAUUCAAAAUUUGAUAAUAAAGUAGUAGAUUAUGAAUGGGAAGAUCAUCAUUCCCCUCCAAUCGAUACUUUGUUUUAAAUAUCCAAUACUAAAAACGUGGUUGUAAUACAUUGUUUAGCAGGAAAAGGAAGAACAGGUACAAUUAUUUGUUGUUAUUUAAUUUAUUCUGGUAAAUUUAAAACUCCAGAAGAUGCUUUAUAUUACUAUAGUAAAAAAAGAUUUGAAAAAGAAGGUGUAGGUGUAAAUUAACCAUGUUAAGUGAGAUAUGUGCAUUAUUUUUAUGAUAUUUUGAAAUAAAAAAAUAUUUAUCCAACUGUUAAAUAUAUAACAUAAAUUUAAUUAGUUUAAAGGCCGAAUUUCGGAAGUGACUCGUGUUCGCCUUUUGUGGAAAUUUAUAAUGUAAAUACAAAAGAAAAAUUAAUUACAACAGAAUUGGGAUAUUUUGAAUAAAAGGUUUUCAAUUAUUCAAAUGAGAUUUUUGUACUUAAUGUUAAUUAAAAAAAACCGGUAUAUGGAGAUGUUUUAGUAAAACUUAAAAACAAAGGAUUAAAAAAUUAAACUAUGCUAAGAGUUUCUUUUAAUACAGCUUUUAUUGAAAAAUAAAACGAAAUUAAUUUUAAAUUAAGUGAAUUAUCACCAAGUCAAUUAAUAUCAGAUAAAAGGUUUCCUAAAGAUUUUAUUUUUAAAGUAUUAUUUUUUAAUAAAAAAAUUAUUUAUAUAAAAUAAGAUUAUAAUGGAAAAUUUCUGUGA